Messenger RNA from Monomorium pharaonis (pharaoh ant), 547 nucleotides. RefSeq lists its product as uncharacterized. The coding region runs from base 1 to 411 and encodes 136 amino acids. The record is from RefSeq and is a predicted model, not a curated record. The transcript has 2 exons. NCBI's taxonomy places the organism in Eukaryota, Metazoa, Arthropoda, Insecta, Hymenoptera, Formicidae.
AUGGCGAAGCUUGCGAUCGUCGCGAUCGUCCUACUGGCGAGCGCCGUCUCGCAGUCCCAGAGAAUAAUCAGGGAAACGCCCACACCAUCCGCAGAUGCGAACGUAACGACCAUCAAGGACAUCCUGCAGAAGAUCUCGGGCGGGGACUCGGGUAUCAAGGACGAUGCGAAGCUCGUCGAGAUCAUUAAGGAGGAAAUCGUGAAGACGGCGGAGGAGAUUAAGGCGCCCACGGGCUCGAUCGAGGCGGCCGCUGGAAAAGCGCAGAGAUUGGUGGCCGAAUUGACCGCGGCGUACACGAACGCUAUCUACAAGUCCAAGUCAUCCGAGGAUAGUCGAGAGACCUUUGUGCGCUUCCAGACCAUCGUCCAGGCGAUUGUGGAAUUCAUCAAAAACGGCCAAUUCUUGGCAUAAUUUCUGAAAAAAUUCCACCCUCUCCCGCUGCCUAUUUUAAGUAUGUCGUUGGCUUAUUUAUUCGUUAUGCGUGUACGUCUGUCGUCAAGGCCACAAAUGUAUCACAGAAAGAAUCGAUAAAUAUAAUUGUGAAUUA